AACCCAAAUAACAAUUGACAGCUAUCUUGUAGGCACGAGGGGUACAAAAAUACAGGAGCAUGCUGCGGGGGGUUGUGGUGAUUUCAAGGCAUGCGGUUGAUGUGUCGAGAGAAAGAGAUGGAAGAUGAAUAGACAGAGUGAGAAUGAUGAUUAUCAAAGUUGACACAGAAAAAUUACAGACACCAUCAAAAACGCGCCAAAAAAUUCAAACGUGCUGCACGCAAAUUUUGCUAGAGUCGAAAAAUUAAAUAUCAAUUGUCUUCUGAGUUUAUCCUACGCGUUUUCAAAACACAACAGUGCUGUGAUUCGUAGUUUUUUCGGUGUAAAUCAUGGAAAACGUGAAAAGAGUAAAGAAAUCCGGUAUGGUCAACAAGUUGGGCAAAGCAUUGUGGGCACAUUAUGAACGGCAAUGUGGUGAUGAGCAUCAAGGUGAACCAAGCAUACAGCAAAAUACUCCAGCUUCAGUAACACAGCCCCCUUCUUAUGUUGAAGAGUACCUCGAAGAUAUGCCGGAUGAAGGUGAAAUGUUUUUAGAGGAAGAACUCUUAAGCAACGUCGAUGAUGUAGACGAGGAUGUGGAUUUCCUAGAUCUACCACAAAUGAAUGACGAUGAGCAGCAUGAGGAUGAAAAUGAGUUUAUCGAAGAUGAGUCAAAUCUGUUUGUUAGAAAACUGCGAAUUUGGGCUCUAUCACAUAGAGUAACCCAUGUGGCUUUAAAGGAAUUAUUGUUAAUAUUGUCGGAUAUUGAUGGUCUGCAUAUCCCACAAGAUCCAAGGACAUUAUUAAAGACGCCAAAGGCGGUAGGAAAAGAGAUUACGACAGUUUCGGGAGGAGAGAUGUGGUACCAGGGAAUCGAAAAAUCUUUAAAGCAUCAUUUUCGAUCUAUUACCCCUUCCGUUGAUGUGUUCGUUAUUAAUCUCUUCGUGGACGGCCUUCCUUUACAUAACAGUUCUCCCACCGAAUUUUGGCCAAUUAUGAUGCAGCUUUACGAACAGCCGGAAGUUCCUAUCUUAACGUUAGGAAUAUAUUGCGGAUCGUCGAAACCACACAAUGUGGAGGACUACCUACGGCCUCUAGUAGUUGAUUUGAACCACGCAAUAGAAGAAGGAAUUGUGAUCAACCGAAAGAAGAUCAACAUAUGUUUAAGAGCAUUUAUUGCUGAUACCCCGGCACGAACAUUCAUAAAAGGAGUAGCAGCUCACAACGGUUAUCAAGGCUGUACAAAAUGCAAAAUUGCGGGAAGAUAUUGCAAAGCAGGACGAAAGAUUAUUUUCGAAGGAGUAGCUGCCGAGCGGACGGAUGCUGAAUUUAGAGGUGGAAAUUACAUCAUAGGGCAUCAAAAAAAAUUGACACCACUUUUAGACGUAAAAGGAUUAGAUGUAGUUAAACAAAUUUUAGUGGCAGACGAAUUGCACAUAAUCCAUUUAGGAAUAAUACGAAAAUUAUUGAAAGGCUACACAGUAGGAGCUUUAUCUCCGUUUGAAAAAUGGAAUCAUGAAGAAAUUUCAGAAUUUUCAAAAACUUUGGUUAGUAUAGAGUUACCAGCUGAAAUUCAUCGUGUCGUUAGACCGCUGCAACAUGUAGCAUAUUGGAAGGGUACCGAGUACCGCACUUUUUUAAACCAUAUUGGAAUACCGUUCCUUAAAGGACGAAUUAGUGAUGCAGCUUACCAUCAUUUCAAACUUUUUUAUGUAGCUAUUACUUUAUUUUCAAGUCAACAUUUUGCUAGCUACUGGAAACACGCGGGUAAAUUAUUAGAAAAAUUUGUUGUUGAUUAUAGCGAUGUUUACGAUAGAAAGUACUUGACUAGUAAUGUUCAUAAUUUAUUGCACAUUGAAGCAGAUGUAACAAUGUUCGGGGCCCUUCCAACGAUUUCGUCUUAUCCUUUUGAAAACAGGUUGCAAUUCAUAAAAAAAUUGAUUAGAACGGGGCACAGGACUUUGAGUCAGGUUAUUUGCAGGUUAACUGAGCUGAACCAAGUCGAAAAUGAAAUGAGUAAAGACAGAUCAGAAUAUCCACACUUAAAAUACAAAAAAAAUGAAGUAAUUUUGCAAGUAAAACCAAAUUUCGUAUUAAGGACAGGAAAUAGGAAUGGUUUUUUUUAACAAUCGAAAAUGAUGUCUUUAAAUAUAGCACAGCAUUCAUUGAAAACGGUACAAUUAUUAUAGAAGGAUACAAAUUGCUAAUUAAGCAAUCGUCAUUUUCCUAUCCUUUAAGCGCCGAUGUUAUUUAUAAUUUUGAUUUCAAAUUAACAGAUGUAGCAGUUGAGACGGAAAAGGUAGCGUUAAACGAUGUUAAGUGUAAGUUGGUAGCAGUUUCUUUGGAUAGAGGAAAAACGUAUCAUUUAAGCCCACUCUUACACACACUGAUAGUAUAGGUGAUAGUAAGAGGGAA
Molecule: messenger RNA, 2394 nt
Organism: Anopheles funestus (African malaria mosquito)
Lineage: Eukaryota; Metazoa; Arthropoda; Insecta; Diptera; Culicidae
Exons: 4
Coding region: 330-2105 (591 amino acids)
Source: RefSeq, a predicted model, not a curated record